Messenger RNA from Parastagonospora nodorum SN15, 608 nucleotides. RefSeq lists its product as hypothetical. The record is from RefSeq and is a predicted model, not a curated record. Bases 252 to 356 code for a protein of 34 amino acids. Lineage: Eukaryota; Fungi; Ascomycota; Dothideomycetes; Pleosporales; Phaeosphaeriaceae. The transcript has 2 exons.
GAUGUCGUUACUCGGCUAGGCCACAACAUGUUUCAAGUUUGACAGCCAUCAAUCGGUCCGCUGUUAGAUGAUGUGAAAUCUUCACGCAGCCGCCCUUGCGAUCUCCUCCAACUCCUUCGACAGCGACGAGUCUGUCAGUGCUAAUUUUUCCUUCAAACUAGCUCGAUCAAGAUUGUCUACCUUCGCUGUGGAAGUGGCCAUGGCCAGCAGAAGGACAACUAGACAAUCAUCGAAAAAUCAAGCAAUGCUCAAUGCUUGAGUGCAACACCACUGUGCGGACAACAAAACAACCCACAAUCGAAAGUCCGAACAGGUGUGGUAGGAGAGAGACCACUACGUUCAGCACUCUGUUGUAGCUUUCGGGCCCUCAACCUGACGUCUCCUAGCCUUACUGCAACCACUCCCUCCCUGCGCCACGGUUAUUUGUACACCAUCCACUUGUACGACGAUCGACAAUCACUGCAGAUUGCGCGACUCUAUGCUGUGGCUGUCGCUGCUACCAGGGACUUCCUCCCUCGAGUUUUAUAGAGAGCGCGAUAUGAGGCAACCGAAUACUGGGCAUCUACCUUAACGAGACAAAUGCAUUCGUCAAGAGACGUUGGCAUCGC